AUGGUGAUUAGCUGGAAUAAGGACCAGGAGCACAGACUCCUCAUUGUCAUCUGGCAAACCUGCGGCUCCCAUUUUGACUGGGAGGGCGCGGCUAAGCGUAUGGGUGGCAGUUGGUCAUUCCUGGUUACCAUCUUGCUUUGUCCUUUUGUCUGUCUAACCUACUAUCCAGCCUGCACUGCGGAAGCUAUCAAGCAGCACCUCCGCGCCAUCGUCAGAAAGGAACAAAUGAAGCAUCAGGAGGAGGAAGAGGAGGCUCUGCAUGCGGUUAAGGCAUUCAAAGCGAAGAAAGAGACCAAGUCUGGCACCAGUCAGUCGAAUGCCACAAAGCGCGACAAGAUCACCAAGGCUGGUGACUCGUACGCCACCCCGUCUCCCGCCAAACGCCAGCGCAAGCACGGGCCCUCCUCUCCUCCCGCCGCACUCAAGACCCAGGAAGACUCUGGCGAGCUCCUUGGGGACGAGCGGAGCACCUGCAAUACAGGUUACAACGCCUCGCAAGAUGCCACGCUUGCCGGUAACUGGUGGACUCAGUUUAACGACCAACAUUAG
Penicillium canariense is the source of this 549-nucleotide messenger RNA. RefSeq lists its product as uncharacterized. The record is from RefSeq and is a predicted model, not a curated record. NCBI's taxonomy places the organism in Eukaryota, Fungi, Ascomycota, Eurotiomycetes, Eurotiales, Aspergillaceae. The transcript is spliced from 2 exons. Bases 1 to 549 code for a protein of 182 amino acids.